Ectocarpus siliculosus is the source of this 4759-nucleotide messenger RNA. NCBI's taxonomy places the organism in Eukaryota, Phaeophyceae, Ectocarpales, Ectocarpaceae. The record is from the annotation of a GenBank genome assembly.
AUGGAACAAACCAAGACAUACGGUCCUCUGCGGUCUGGAGGAGAACAGCAGGUGACGCCAUCAACCCCUCCCGCCGUCGCUGGGCUGGACGCGACGGAGUACGCCAGCGACCCGGAAAGCGCUGGGGUGGGCGGCCGAAGAGUCCGGCGACUCGGUCUGCCGGGGAAGAUGCGCGUUGGAAAGCGGGGGCGGGGAACCACAGCAGCAGCGUCAACUUCGGCGGGCGUGGUCGGGCAUAUCGACGAUAUUACUGCACCAGAUAUUGGUGCCGAUGCAGCGACGGGAGCAGCGGCGGCGGCAGCAACAGCAGCGGGUCCGGAUGGAAGAGGCGCAGGGGGAGCGAGACGGCCAUCGGCCGGGAGCAGAUUAGGGGCGAUGCUCAGGAGGGGUGCGCCCAGCUUGAACCAUCUCCGCAGGAGCGGCUCCAAAGCGAGCUCUCUUUCUUCGCCCCAGGCGGAAGAAGUCGGAGACCUUGCCAUACCGGCGCUUGGAAUAUCCCCUCGCGGGGAGCUGGACGACCCCCCCGAACGCCACGCCAGUCACGACAGCGACCGCAGGGGGGGGGCUGCGGUUGCCCCCGAAGUCAGCACAACGUCGUCGUUAGAGCCUAGCUCCAACUCUUCUGGUCGACGUCGAUUUCAUCGGAGUAAGGGCGCGGCCGGCGGAGUCACCCGAGUCGUGUCCCAUCGGGAUGCCCGCGCGGGGAGCGACAUCGGCCCCCGCGGCGACGGUGGUGGUGGUGGUAUCGCGAAUGAUCAGCGGAGAUACCUGGGUGCGUCUUCUGCGGAAGACGCGCUCGAGUACAGCGACGGAGGGCGACACGGUGGUGGAGGAGGAGGCGUGUUCGCCGCGGCGAGGUCCAACGCCAAGGUGCCCUCGUUGCUGGCCCGAAAGAGCAGCAGCAAGACUUUGGCGGCGGCGCGGAGGCACGGCGACUGCGACGAGCAGGUGGCGUUUUGGUCGGGCUCCGACCUCGACAGCAGCGGCGACAACAACCGGGGACGGCGGCCACCACCACCAGCGGCGGCGGCGGCGGCGUCGCGGCCUGACAACGCCGCUGCCUUGAGGCGCGAUCGCUCGGCCCCGCCUUGCGGCCACAGCGCUGCCGAGGUCGCCGGGGAACGGCGUGGUAUUCAGCAGAGCAUGGGUGAGGCACGCCACACGCUAGAUGGUUCUGCGAGGCCGAAGGACGAUCCUCCCGGGGGGCGGAAGCGCAACGGCGAUGCCCGAGGUCGCGCCGCGGACGGGUAUAAGUCCGCCCCCGACGACUUGCACCGGGAGAGCGGGCGUGUCGGCCCCGCCGCCGCCGCCGCCGCCGCCGCCGCUAGCGGUGGCGGUGGCGGUGUGCCCGUGCCGGACGGCGAGUGCAUCGCGAUCGCGGAAGCGGCCUUGUUCUCGGCCAUGGACACCACCAGCGACGCAGAGGUUGGUGCCGGCGGCGGAGGUGCCGGGGGGGGCGGUGGUUUCAGCGGCCAGGGGCAAGGGUCGAUGGCGUCCAGCGACGAAGACGACGACGAAGAGGAAGAAGAGGACGACCCGCUCUCGUCACGCGGCACCAGCACCGCCGCCGCCGCCACGGUGGAACGCUCGGCGACGGCGUCCGCUGCGGCGGGGGGCGGUAAGGCAGCCACCGUCCGCAAGCGCCGGAGAAUCUCGGAGCUGCUGGGGUUCCGCCGACGGACUACCAGCGGCGUCAACGCCUCUUCCUCCCUCUCCUCGUCGUUAUCGGGAGCCCCAGGGGUUAGCGCUUCUGGCGCCGCGGAUGACGGCGCCGGCACCGGCGGUGGCGGCAGCGUCCCCCGCAACGGCGAGACAGCGGAAGCGAUGAACAGAUCCACGGGCGGACGAGGGACAUCAGCCUCCCGGCGCGGGACGACUUCGACGACCGCCCCGCCCCCCCCCCGCCGCCAAGUACUUUACAGGUCCAACUCCACGAGCGCUCUCGACCGCGCUGACAGCGGUAGCUACGGAGAGGCGGAAGACGUGCCCGCGGGAGCGGGGACCGGGAAGCCCGCCGGCGGUGGGCGGAAGGGGGCCAGCGGAAGGAGGCGGCUGCUGCCGGGGGGGUCGUCGUCGGUGGCGACGGCGGCGGCAGCAAGCUCUGGCUCGGCCCGCGGGCUAAGCGCGAGCCCCCUGAAGCACCGGCGGCAUCGGCACCGGGAUUCGCUCCUCGAGGCCGGGAAGGACAAGCUCCGGCGGGGCAGGAGCAAGCUCAGCCGCGGGUCCUUCGGCGGCCGGUCGUCGUCGUCCUCGCAGCGGCCGCUUCGUGCGCCCUCGCCAGUGGCGGACACGGCGUCCACGGAAGGUUCUUCCAAGGGACGGAAGCCUGUCACCGAGGAGAUGGACGGGGGCGCCGCAAAGAGGGGGCCGGUGGAGCCGGCAGAGCAAGGGCCGCCGGCAAAACCCCAGCUAGGAACGACGUACGCGAAACGGCCGGACUCGUCGCCGCUCGAUCCCGGCGCACCGGAACCGUGGAACUCUUGGACGGUUGGGAGCGGGUCGCAGUUCAACGUCAGGACCAAAGGAUACGGCCGCACAAAGGUCAAGGCUCCCUCCGCGCCGGAGCUGUACCAGCUCAUCAGCAUCGACGCCUACCGGAGCCCCGCGGGGAGGAUCUGCGGGGUAUACCCCCUGUUCACCCCGCCCGCUUUCCCCACUGCGGCGACUCCCGCGGGUGGCGGUUCAGCUACCGACUCUGUGGAGGGGGCCCGCCGGACCGGAACGGGAGACGAAGACCCCCCGCUCUCCCAGGGCCCCGGCGGCUGUGGUGGCGGUAGCAGCAGCAGCUGUUGCAGCGGCACCGGCGACGAUACCGGACACCCGGACAUUCCCCCGGUGCUGGUGGUGAACUUCCAGCUCCCGGACCUCCCGACCCCGUUCACCGUGCAGGGUGACGGUCCGACCUUGCACAUCAUCCUCACCUUCCACGCCACCCGCCGGCUGUGCCGCUACGCCGCGCGGGUGUGGGCCGAAGAGCGCUCCGCCGCCGCAGCCGCCGCUGGAACGGGGGGCGGGGAGGAGGGACAAGCGGGCUCCCCUGAGGCGACGCCGGCUGCUGCUUCGGAAACGGCAGCGGUUGAACCGCUGGGGUCGGGGGCGCCUUCCGGAGAUGCCGCUCCCGGCGGGGGCGACGCUACCGCGAAUGGUGGCCCAGUACCCCACGGACGAAGCAGCCACGGGGCCCCGCCGGCGGAGGGAGGAGCUGGGUUGGGGGAGGGUGACGCUGAGGACGUUCCCGAGUCGGUGCGGCUGCUGGUGGAGUGGAUGCGGCGCGCUCAGGACGACGGGAACUUCCGAGGGAGGUUCAAGGCUAUCGGGGAUAUCGUCAACAUGGACGAGGUCGGCCUCCCGAGCAUCGCGAGGCGAUUCAGCGGGAAGCCGAUCCUUCUCUACGGCAAGGAAUCGAGCAUGGUCAAGGGACCGGGUUACGUAGAGCUGGACCUCAACGCUCACGCCUUCUCCUACGUCGGCCGCAAGGGCCUGUACGUGACUCUGGAGAAGUGGAAGAGGGCGGUAUUUCGCAUCGGAUUCCUUCUGGAAGGGAGGACGGAUGAGGAGCAGCCGGAGCACAUCUUGGGCUGUGGCGUUUUCCAUGGGCUCGACCUAGACGUCCUCAGCGAGCUGUCCCUGUCUGCGGACGGAGAACGACUCAUCGCGACGAACACCGCGGACGGAGAAAACGCCGCUGCCGUGAGCGACAUCUCCGAGAGCGGGUCCGGCAGCAUCGCCGCAAAUAGCAGCGCGGCACCGAACGGGCGUGCCCGCGGGUCCGCCGUCGAUUGGAGCUAUGCAUCGGGCGGUCGAAGCAAGACACGCCGAUACGGUGAUGUAACUCCACCGUCGGCGUCGUCGUCGUCCAGUGCUGUGGUGCCUUUGGUCCCGAAGCGGCACAUGGAUUUCCUCUUGCGCUGUCACAUUCGAGGAAAGUCCUCCAGCGGAGAUGGCGGCGGCGGUGUCUCGUUUGAUGUCAACCCGGAUAAGGCGGUUUUCGGCAACGGGAUUGUGGGCUUCGACACACACGACGAAGACGACCAAGAUAGCGACGUUACGGUGACGGCGGUGGCGGCUGCUGCGUUCGCGGGGGGCUGGUUCUGCGCGCUGUUGGCGAUGAUCACGAUUGCCUGCUGGUCGGAACUGUCGGUGGUAGCGCAACGAGGGCCAGACGGGGGGGAGGGGCCGUGGCGAACAAGCUUCAGCGCUUGGCUAGUGGCCUGUGUGUGAUGGUGCUUGUUGCAUCCUCUUGGCAAUGUUGCUUGCUGCUCACUGUGUGCACCCAUCCCCAUGAGCGUGGUGCACGAAAGAUUCGUCCACAUUGCAAUGCGCGCGACGCUUGGUUUUCGUGCAAUGGACAAGCCGUAACGGUGUGGCUUGUUGGGGAGGAUGCAGUUGGGGCACUGCCUAGAUGGCAUUUCUCCAGAAUUUUGUCUACUUGUAGGUGUAUUUUAUGCAUAUGUUAAGCGCGGAAGACUGACAAUCCACACUGGUUUCGUGUUGGGGGUUGUGUGUGGCAACAUGUGUAAUUUGACCACACUCAUGUGCUGUUGCGUUUUCACUGUUGGUGCUGUCUCUUGCCAGCUACUACUGCCAUCACCAUGGAGUUGGUGUAUCAAUGCACACCUGUGAAGGUUUGCCGUUGCUACAUGGUGUACCCGCUUACCUGUUCACUCGGAACGAGAAUCAAUCGCGGGAUCGAGAGCUGAAAAAAGUUCAAGAAUCUCAUGGUGCACGAUAAUUAAUUGCGGGCAGCCACAAACAUUGA